AUGGAAGAAAAUGCCCACCGAGACCCAGAGCGCCCCGGCGACUCCAUCCGAGGCGAGGAGUCCAACCGGGUCAUCCUGCCUCUCCUCCAGGCCCCUGGCAACCAGCAGUCCCACAGGAUCACCAACUUUUACAUCGACAACAUUUUAAGACCCGAUUUCGGGCGAAAGGGGAAGGACGGGGCUUUGGUCCUGGAGGGAGACAGUCUGGGGGUUAUUACACGAAGAGAAGAGCUGACACAGAGAAAGGCUUCCAAAACUGGCAAUUCACAGCAGGGUGGAACAAGAGGAGAGGAGGAUGAGGACGCGGGAGCAUCCGACGGGCAGCAUCCGGACCUUGAGGACAGGAGGCCUGACGUGAUAGCCGGAGCUGUGGCUUCAGACCGCCCGUCCUCAGGGCCAAGAUCCCGGAAACCAAAGAAGGAACCAGCUCCGAGUAAAGAGGACAAGCGACCCCGGACAGCCUUCACCGCCGAGCAGCUCCACCAGUUAAAAACUGAGUUCCAGAACAACCGGUACUUGACUGAGCAACGGAGGCAGAGUCUGGCCCAGGACCUUGGCCUCAACGAGUCUCAGAUCAAAAUAUGGUUUCAGAAUAAACGGGCCAAAAUCAAGAAAGCCUCUGGGAAUAAAAACUCUUUGGCACUUCACCUUAUGGCACAGGGACUGUACAAUCACUCCACUGCCAAGGAAGCAAAGUUGGAUAGUGACUAGAGGAUACACAGGAAGAGAGGGAGUUCUGAACCAUGCAAUGAAAUCAGUACCAGCAUUCUUAUUUAAUACUCAAGCAGAGACGAUAUUGUGACAUUGUGUUUGUCUUCGGUGUGUGGGUGCAGGCUGCUAAGUGAAAUUUCAUGUUUGGCACAAAAGGACCACAUUUCAGAAUAAAGUAUAGCCUAGAUUAUUUGAUGGCACUGAU
Molecule: messenger RNA, 916 nt
Organism: Monopterus albus (swamp eel)
Lineage: Eukaryota; Metazoa; Chordata; Actinopteri; Synbranchiformes; Synbranchidae
Product: homeobox protein engrailed-2b-like
Exons: 3
Coding region: 1-711 (236 amino acids)
Biological process (GO): multicellular organism development; neuron differentiation; regulation of transcription by RNA polymerase II
Cellular component (GO): nucleus
Molecular function (GO): RNA polymerase II cis-regulatory region sequence-specific DNA binding; DNA-binding transcription factor activity, RNA polymerase II-specific
Source: RefSeq, a predicted model, not a curated record